AUGCCGCCAUCUCCUAGCCCCAGCGCGUCAGAGUCACGGCCAGCUCUCACGUCGGCGCCAGCGCACAGCAUGGAAGAGGAUCAACAAGCUUUGCGCACGGCAGACUGGAUACUCUUGUGCACGCUUGCUGGUAAAUGCACCGAAGUGGAUGGCGGGCUGUCAGCAGAGCUCGUCAACCCUCAACUAUUUCGCGUCAGCACCAGUGUGAGGCUGCCCCCGCCGCCCCGCAUCUACACCCGGGAAAUGUCACCUACAUCAAGUAACACCAUCUCCGUCACAGCCGCACUCGGCAGCUGCCACGCCUCGUUGGGUCGAUCAGCUUUACCCACACGCAGCCGGUUCGCACAAUGCAUGCUCAUAUCUGAACAGCACAGCCCACGGUACACCUACGCCCGCAGCUAUAACAACGCCACUCCUGCCAUCACUAGGCAAUGCCGUUCCCCGCCAUGGCCACGUCAUUACGAGGUUUGUCAGCCUCUCCAGCUCGCGGUCAGUAUACUUCAAGUUGACCUCGGCACGGACAUCCUCACCCUCAAGGAUAUAUACAAGCACAUGAAGCACGAGCCAUAA
This is a messenger RNA of Phanerochaete carnosa HHB-10118-sp, 570 nucleotides long. RefSeq lists its product as uncharacterized. The transcript is spliced from 2 exons. Lineage: Eukaryota; Fungi; Basidiomycota; Agaricomycetes; Polyporales; Phanerochaetaceae. The record is from RefSeq and is a predicted model, not a curated record. Bases 1 to 570 code for a protein of 189 amino acids.